Molecule: messenger RNA, 1046 nt
Organism: Tricharina praecox
Lineage: Eukaryota; Fungi; Ascomycota; Pezizomycetes; Pezizales; Pyronemataceae
Exons: 1
Coding region: 39-950 (303 amino acids)
Source: RefSeq, a predicted model, not a curated record
AAACCGAGCCCCACCACCCCACCACGACGACCACGACAAUGCUCCCCCUCCGGCUCCUCGUGCGGCCGCUCCGGCCACCGCAGCACCCGCUAUCCCUCGGACUGCGGACCUUCUCCAAAAAAUCCAAGCUGAAGCCGAAGCCGAAGCCGAAGGCCUUACCCAAGCCCGCUUCGAAGCCCAAAUCCGCGCCGAAGGCCGCGCCCAAAUCCGCUCCCAACUCCGCGCCCAAAUCCGCGCUCCCACCCCCACCGCCCUCGCUGACGACACUUUUAUCGCAAGCCUCAGGACCCACGCUGCUGUACGCGAAGCACUCGGGCAAGUUCCUGGCGGCAUCCUACACCGUCGCGGCAGCGUUCGGCUACAUGUGCUGGGAUACGUACGAGAGCCGGAUCGCGCACCCGCCCGUGCCGCUGCCGACGUGGAUGCGCGGCGCGUUUUUCGUUACCAUUGGCGUGACCGGCGCGUUCGCGGCGUUUUUCGCGUGGAGGCCUGUUAUGUACGUACUCUACUCAGGUUGGGGGAAGGUGGGGGUUAAUGGGCGGUGGGAGGAUAGGCUGCUACAGAAGAUCUACGCGCACCCCGUCGCGGGGGCUCCAGGCACAGUGAAGUUCGUCCUCCAUCGCCGGCCGAUUCUCCCCGGCUUGCCGGACCGCAAAAUCACCGUCGCCCACGCGUCCGAUAUCACGUUAUCGCGGGUGCUGCAGCCGGUGGUUGCUGCGCCGACAAUGGCGAAGAAGCCGCAGAUCGGAGGUGUCAAGCGCAUGGGAAGGAUGCUCCUCGAGGCCCCGUUCACGUUCUUUCAUGCCGCGAAGAAUUUGGUCGUUAAUGAUGAGUUUGUUACGGUGAAGGUGAAGGGGGGCGGAACGUACUCGCUGCAUCAGGACGGGUGGGUCUGGGAGAGGCGCGGGAUUGAUAGGUUGUUUGGGACUAAGGCUGCGACUAAAUACUAGGGUUUGGGACAGUUGAUGGGGAGUGUAGAUAUGGGCACGCACGCAUGAUAGUGGUGAACGUGAAUGAAGGCCGGGAGUGAUUGCAAACAAACGGAG